Salvia splendens (bonfire salvia) is the source of this 1047-nucleotide messenger RNA. RefSeq lists its product as uncharacterized. The record is from RefSeq and is a predicted model, not a curated record. The coding region runs from base 237 to 812 and encodes 191 amino acids. The transcript has 3 exons. Lineage: Eukaryota; Viridiplantae; Streptophyta; Magnoliopsida; Lamiales; Lamiaceae.
AAAUUAACGAAAGGAGAAAUUCACCCAUGGCCCCUCUUCCCUUUCUUCUACUUCACUCUCUCUCUCUCCUCAUUUAUUUCCUGUAGAUACAAUACUACAAUACAAUACAAUACAAUACAAGGAGCGAAGAAGAACAAAUAGGAACAAAGCAUUCCUCUUCAAAAAUGGCUUCCUAUUGCUAAACAGCAUCACCACACAACUCGGAACACUGUUUUCGCAUUACUGCCCCAAAAUCUAUGGGUUCAUGCGUUUCACUUCACAAGGACUCACAGAAGCUCCGUUUAUCACUCGAUUCCAAAAAUCAGAAUCUCAUCAUACCAUCCCCGGUCAAACAGAAAUCCUUCACGGUCAACGGCCAGGAUCAUUCCGCCGCCGACUUGGCCGUCAUGUCUCGCCGCUCUCGUACCCGUUCCCGCGCCGAUGGCAGCAAAGAUGAUGCAUUCUUCGACUCCCAGCCUUGGUUGGAGUCGGAUUGUGAAGAUGAUUUCUUAAGCGUGAAUGAUUUCACCCCAUCUCGUGGAAGCACUCCUGUCCACCACAGAUUCUCUUCUGGGAAUCCCAUGGUCAAUAAGCCCCCACCGGUGCCUGAACCAUCUCCGAAGAAGAGGCUCUCGGAGCUCUUCAAAGAGAGCUUACGCCAUCAGCAAGGGGGAGACAAGGAGGAGGACGCCAGCGAGGAGAGCGUGGUUGUUGAAAAUGGAGCAAGCGGUGAAAAAAGUGGCUAUGGAGCGGAGGAGAAGUCAGUACAAUGUUGCCUUCCCAGGCUGCGAUCAAGACGAACGUUCGCGACAGCACAGGUUGAGAAAGUUUAGGCACCAUGUACAUGGUGAGAAUCAUAUAUGUUAAUGAGAUACAGUUCGCUCAUAGGCUUAUAGCAAUGUGGAUGAACAAUCAAAGUGCAUAUUUGCCAAUCCUAGUAGCUAAAUUUUGUGCUAAGCACCAUAUUAAGCUCGAGAGAAUAUAUAUAUAUAUAUAUAUAUAUUGUGUAUACCGAAUUUAUGUUUCAAGAUUAUUUGGUUAUUGGCAUAACCCGGACGAUUAUACAUA